CCACCACCUCCACUGCUCUUUCUUUCUUCCAGUGUGUACCAGCUGCAGGGACCGGCGCUAACUAGCAUUCGGCGGAAAAAAGUGUCGUGCGCGAAGGCUGGCGAUUGAGCGCAUGUGAGUAUCUUCGCUGCAAAAAGGCCACGGCAAAGAGCGCAUCAUCAUGGCUGGCGAUGAACACAGAGCCAAGCGACAGCGUACCGACCACAACGACGACAACGAGCACUUCGCCGCACAACCCCAGCAUUUCCGCCGCCCGCACGACAAGCUCAAAGAUUCGCAUCGACCCUCUUCGCAGUCCCGAGAUCGAGGCUCUGCAACACCGCGCAACUAUCGUGAUGGCACGCCCUCGCAGCCCCACCAAGCCGAGUUUGAUGGGCCCGAAGCAGGCGUCAACGACGAUGAUGCGGCCGCCUUAGAUCGCGAUUGGUACAAUUACGGCGAGGAUGGCGCUGUGCUGGGUGACGAAACCCACAAUCCCUUCGGCGGGAACGAGGACACAACAUGGGCAGACCAGGAGCGGGAGCGGGAGCUGUUGGAGAAGAAAAUGGCUGUGCGAAGUCGCGUGAACCCCAAGUUCUUGCAGAGACAAAAGGACAAUGAUGCGUGGGAAGCGAAUCGCAUGCUGGCCUCGAGUGUCGCCCAAACGCGGGACAAUUUCAACAGUUUGGAUGAUGAAAACGAGGAAACGAGAGUGCACUUGUUGGUGCACGAUCUGAAGCCACCCUUCCUGGACGGAAAGACUGUCUUCACCAAGCAGCUGGAGCCGAUCAGUGCUGUAAAGGAUCCGCAAAGUGAUAUGGCUGUCUUUGCGAAGAAGGGCAGCAAAGUUGUGAGGGAGAGGAGGCAGCAGAAAGAACGGCAAAAGCAGGCGCAGGAAGCAACGAGUGCCGCCGGGACGACACUUGGCAAUGUCACGGGAGUGAAGGAAGAAGACACCGAUUCGGCCGCUCCUGCUCUCGGCGAGGGUGAGGAAGACGGCAAGAGUAAAGGCAGCAAGUUUGCAGAGCACAUGAAGAAGCAGGACGCUGGUCAGUCGGAUUUCUCAAGGACAAAAUCGUUGCGUGAGCAGAGAGAGUACCUGCCCGCGUUUGCCGUACGAGAAGAUCUACUACGCGUCAUUCGAGACAACCAGGUCAUCAUUGUGGUCGGACAGACGGGAUCGGGAAAGACGACGCAGUUGACCCAAUUCCUGUACGAGGAUGGCUAUGCCAAGAGCGGCAUGAUUGGAUGCACCCAGCCCAGACGUGUGGCUGCCAUGUCAGUGGCAAAGCGUGUCAGUGAGGAGAUGGAGGUGCCGCUGGGAGGCACUGUGGGUUACGCCAUUCGAUUCGAAGAUUGCACGAGUAAAGAUACGAUGAUCAAGUACAUGACUGAUGGUGUUUUGCUGAGAGAAUCGCUCACGAAUCCUGAUCUCGAUCAGUAUAGCUGUAUCAUCAUGGACGAAGCUCACGAACGUGCCCUAAAUACGGAUGUGCUCAUGGGGCUGAUCAAGAAAGUACUCGCGCGACGGCGAGAUUUGAAGCUGAUCGUCACUUCUGCCACCAUGAACGCCGAACGCUUCUCGCGAUUUUACGGUGGUGCACCGGAAUUCUUCAUUCCCGGACGAACAUUCCCAGUCGACAUCCAGUACUCACGGUCGCCUUGCGAAGACUAUGUCGACAGUGCCGUGCGACAGGUUCUCGCCAUCCACGUCAGUCAAGGCCAGGGAGACAUUCUCGUUUUCAUGACGGGUCAGGAGGAUAUUGAAGUUACAUGCGAGCUGGUCGCAGAACGUCUUGCUCAGCUGAACGACCCUCCCAAAUUGAGCAUUCUGCCCAUCUAUUCGCAGAUGCCUGCGGACUUGCAAGCCAAGAUCUUCGACAGAGCUCCGCCAGGAGUGCGCAAGGUCAUCGUUGCCACAAACAUCGCAGAAACUUCACUUACAGUGGAUGGAAUCAUGUAUGUCGUGGAUUGUGGCUUCAGCAAGCUUAAGGUCUACAACCCUCGUAUGGGCAUGGACACUCUGCAGAUCACACCUGUCAGUCAGGCAAAUGCUUCGCAGCGUGCCGGUCGCGCUGGAAGAACUGGACCCGGACGAGCAUUCCACCUCUAUACUGAGCGUGCCUUCAAGGAAGAACUGUACGUGGCAACGAUACCUGAGAUCCAGCGAACGAAUCUGGCCAACACUGUUCUACUCCUCAAAUCACUUGGGGUCAAAGAUUUGCUAGACUUCGACUUCAUGGACCCGCCUCCUCAAGACACCAUAACGACUUCUCUUUUCGAUCUUUGGGCACUAGGCGCACUAACAAACCUGGGCGAGCUCACCGAACUCGGUCGCCUCAUGACAUCCUUCCCCAUGGACCCAUCCCUUGCCAAACUCGUCAUCACCUCAUCAACCACAUACAACUGCGCCGAAGAAAUGAUCACCAUCGUCUCGAUGCUCUCCGUCCCAUCCGUCUUCUACCGCCCCAAAGAACGCCUCGAAGAAGCCGACGCCGCGCGAGAAAAAUUCUUCGUCCACGACUCCGACCACCUCACCCUCCUCACCGUCUACCAACAGUGGGUCUUCAACGGCCGCAAAGACGGCUGGUGUGUCAAACACUUCCUCCACCCAAAAGCCCUACGUCGAGCCGAAGAAAUCAAACAGCAAAUCACCGAUAUCAUGAAAUCCUCCAAAAUGGACAUCUCAACUUGCGGUUACGAUCUCGAUGUCGUGAGAGAGUGUAUUUGCUCUGGAUACUACCACCAAGCCGCCAAACGCAAAGGUCUGGGCGAAUACGUCAAUCUCCGAACGAGCGUCACCAUGAAUUUACAUCCCACCUCCGCGUUGUAUAAUUCUGGUGACCCGCCAGACUAUGUCGUGUACCAUGAACUUAUUCUUACGAGCAAGGAGUACAUGUCUGUCGCGACGGCGGUCGAUGCGCAUUGGUUGGCGGACUUGGGUGGAGUGUUUUAUUCGGUGAAGGAGAAGGGGUAUAGUAGUGGGAAGGGAAGGAGGGAAAUUGAAUAUAGUAAGAAGGCGGAGUUGGAGUUGCAAAUUGAGGUUGAUCGGAGGAGGGCGAAGGAGGAGGAGGAGGAGAGGGAGAGGAGUGUUGCGGCGGGGAAGAAGAAUGGUGUGGGAAGUGGGAAUGGAGUUGUUGGGAAGAGUGCGGUGAAGAAACCGGGGACGAAGGGGAGUAGUGUUGUGAAGGGGGUUAUUGGGAGGAGGAGGUGAUGAUCUGGAAGUGGAUAUCUUGGCAUGGAACAUGCUUUGGCAUUGAGAUGUGCUGUAUUUGAACCGGAUGUUCUCGCGAAGCUGGUGCCUCUCCUACGGCAGACACCGUCAGUCCCCAUAACCUUCCUGCGGAUCUACAGCUGUAGCUACCAAAUCUGACAUUCCGCUUCGAUGGGUCCGGCGCUACCCUUAUCAUGGCUCUGAGUUACCUUCCUCCUCCGUGCAGAGACGCCCUUGACGCCCUUGAG
Messenger RNA from Cercospora beticola, 3441 nucleotides. It is a transcript of the gene PRP16, whose product is annotated as DEAH-box RNA helicase prp16. The record is from RefSeq and is a predicted model, not a curated record. Lineage: Eukaryota; Fungi; Ascomycota; Dothideomycetes; Mycosphaerellales; Mycosphaerellaceae. Gene Ontology annotation, biological process: mRNA splicing, via spliceosome. Gene Ontology annotation, molecular function: RNA binding; 3'-5' RNA helicase activity; ATP binding. Gene Ontology annotation, cellular component: spliceosomal complex; intracellular anatomical structure.